AUGGAUUUUUCGUUAAUUGGAACCGCUGAGUACCCUCUUCCUCGGUUUGAUCAGCAUUAUCUCAUGGAAUUAACACAUCAAAUGAUGUUAUGUUGUGCAAAAGAUGCAACUGUUCUUCGCCUUUCCGGUGAAUUUAUCAUAGUUGGCGAUCUUCACGGAAAUAUUCGCGAUUUGUUAAGAAUCUUUGCGUACACAAACACUCCAUUAAAUCAAAAUUAUUUGUUCCUUGGUGAUUAUGUCGAUCGUGGUGAUUUUUCAAUAGAAGUUUUAACUCUUCUCUAUGCACUUAAAGUCAAAUAUCCUUCUAAAAUCUUUUUACUCCGCGGUAACCAUGAAUAUGAGGAUACAAACACAUACUACGGCUUCAAAGAAUCCACACUUGCACAAUACUCCCAAGAACUUUAUGAUGAAUUCAACAAAUCUUUUACUUAUAUGAGUUUAGCAGCUAUCGUUAACAACGAUACAUUCUGCAUUCACGGUGGUUUGUCCCCAUUGUUGAAAGAUAUUGACAUGCUUGAACAAAUCAAAAAACCACUCAGUGCCUACACAAAUAAUGAUUAUAUUACAUUAAUGACAGACUUAAUGUGGAGCGACCCAACAUGCGACCACCUUCGCUACUAUCCAUCCCCACGUGGGUUAGGCCAUUUGUUCGGUAUGGAUCAGGUCGAACUGUUUUUACGCCGAAACAACUUGGCUCGCAUUAUUAGAGCUCACCAAUGCAUCGCAAAUGGUGUAGAAAACUUUUACAACAAAGUUCUAUUUACGGUGUUCAGUUCAUCAAAUUACUCGGCUGAUCUACAUAAUAAGAGCGGAAUUAUCAUAAUUACACAGAAUGGAUUGAACUUAUACAAUUUCCCACCUCUAAUGUCUCUAAGAAGAGAAGAGGCGUUCUAUAAAAUGCAAAUCAUCAAUAUUAGAGAAUCAUUUGAUAUGCGAUCAUCGGUGUCAUCUAUUGAUCGCGCUGUUAAACUUUCCCGUAGAAGAUCUUGUGAUGAUGCAUCGAAUAUUAUCAAUGCCUUACAAAGUUCAGCUCGUAGACCUUGCUCUAUAUUAUCUUCAUCUAGCAAUCUGCUUGUAUAA
Molecule: messenger RNA, 1080 nt
Organism: Trichomonas vaginalis G3
Lineage: Eukaryota; Parabasalia; Trichomonadida; Trichomonadidae
Product: phosphoprotein phosphatase protein
Exons: 1
Coding region: 1-1080 (359 amino acids)
Cellular component (GO): cytoplasm; nucleus
Molecular function (GO): protein serine/threonine phosphatase activity
Source: RefSeq, a predicted model, not a curated record